AUGACUUCGAGAUUUCCAACGCCAGAGGAAUUCGCAUCGUUUCCACCACCGAACUAUGUCGAUCCAGUCAAUCAGUUGCCAUUAGCGAUGGCUGUGGCGAUUCCCAUGACUGUUUUAGUCAUUGGCUUCAUAUCCUGUCGGUUUUACUGUCGAACGGUUCUCGUCAACACACUGGGUUGGGAUGACUGGGCGAUGCUAGUUGCAGCCAUGAUGUCUGUUGGGAGCAACAUCAUGCUCAUCAUAUCUAUGCUGCCAGAAUACCAGAUGGGCUACCAUCUAUGGGAUAUUCGUCCAUUGCGACUUUUCGGCACUAUGAAGGCUGCACAAAUGGGCAUGUCAAGUCAGCUGCUCUUUACUGCCAUUAUAACUUUUAUGAAGGUUGCUAUUCUUCUGACGUACAUACGUAUAUUCCCGUCAAAGCUGGAUAAGUGGUUCUGCCGCUUGAUGAUCUUCUACACGGUAUCUUUAAACACGGCCUGCUUUUUCGUUACCCUCUUCCAAUGCUCACCAGCAAGCACCUAUUGGGAGAUAUUCAAAUACAUAAACACAGCCAAAUGCCUCAACAUCAAGGCGAUCUACUACUUCCACUCGGCGCAAAACACGUUCAGCGACUUUGUCAUCUUCCUGUGGCCUGUGAGGAACCUUUUGAACGUUCAAGUAUCCUUCCGUCAACGCGUGACGUUGACGAGCAUGUUUUCGCUUGGUGUUAUUGUUUGUAUCGCAGGUGUUGUGCGACUGUACUAUACCCAUCUAUACUUGGUAUCCUUCGAUGUCUUCUGGUACGGAGCCACUACCUUCAUCAUCAUGUCCGUGGAAAGUGGCGUCGGUGUCGCGUGCGGCUGUCUCCCAGGCUGCAAACCGCUUUUGAACAAAUUGUUUCCACGCGCAUUCGGCAACACGUCCCUGUCAUCGUCUCGCCGUCGCCCGUCGACGAAUUUCCUUGCGGGCAAGCUGUCUUCCACUUCGGCCGCAAAAUCCGAGCAGGGGUCAUAUCGCAUGCAACCUCUCCAUUCCCGUCCCGAUAACCGACGCGGUACAACGCUAGAGAAGCGACAGCAGUCAGAUGUUGAGAAGCAGCUUCCUGCGCCACUACAACCGUCGAACCAGGGUCUGCGACCACCCAGUCGAGCGGCCUUUACUGGACGGAGACAAGGGGACGCAUACACAGAGCUGGAAAGUAAUGGAAGUAAAUCGAGUAUAGAGAUUUUCCUUUUGCAGCGUAAUUGA
Molecule: messenger RNA, 1227 nt
Organism: Alternaria atra
Lineage: Eukaryota; Fungi; Ascomycota; Dothideomycetes; Pleosporales; Pleosporaceae
Exons: 8
Coding region: 1-1227 (408 amino acids)
Source: RefSeq, a predicted model, not a curated record